AGAGGUCUGCGCUGCUCAACGCUCAAAAUGCCGAGGUUACUUGAUCUGUCACUCUUCCUUCCAUAAGUGGAAAGUGCUGGACUAGGACAUAAACAUGUUCAGCAGCAGACACCUCAGCCUUAGAAAAAGAGGAGGAAUAUGGGGAUUGUGCUUCCUCUUGCUUUACACCAGCCCUCUCUCCUGUUUUGCAAAUUACAGCCACGCAAAACAACUGAUCUAUAAGAUAAAGGAGGAAUUACCCAGAGGGACAUUUAUAGGGGCCAUUGGAGUAGACCUAAAUCUGGAUUUCACUGUGGAGCCCCCCUUUUUGUUCAAUCUCCCGCAAAAGAAGGUCAGCGGACAGUAUGUGAACCUAAAUAAUACCACAGGGGAGCUUUACACAUCUGCUACGGAGAUUGACAGGGAGACCCUCUGUCCUGAUAACUCACAGGGACAGGGCUGUGUCCUCUCGCUGGAUGUGUUUGUGUUGCCUCAGCAGUACUUUCAGCUCGUCAAAGUAAAGAUCUUUAUCGAGGAUGUGAAUGACAACAGGCCAAAGUUCCCUGUGGAUGAGAUCUGUAUGUCAGUCCCAGAAAACACACCCAUCAAUGCACGUUAUGCGGUGGAGCAGUCAGCAGUCGACCCAGACCUGGGUCUUUAUGGCGUGCAGACCUACUGGCUUGUUAAUGACUUUGGCAUGUUCACACUGGACGUUGAGGAGAAUGAGGGAGGUGAGCUUACACCCUUCCUCAUUGUGACAGAGAGUUUGGACAGAGAGACCCAGGCUGAAUACAUUACAGACAUCAUCGCAGAGGAUGGAGGGACCCCUCCUCUGCUCGGAGCGGCUACUUUAAAAAUUGUCAUCACAGAUGUGAAUGAUAACUGCCCCCAAUUCACAGAGUCACAAAUUAAUGUCACUCUGCAUGGGAAUACGACCAAAGAGACACAUUUGGCACGUCUGCAUGCUUUUGACCCUGACCUUGGUGCUAAUGCUCAGAUCAGCUAUGCUUACAGUGAACGUGUGCCAAGGGACACCAGGAGCUUGUUCCAUUUGGACAGAAUCACAGGGGUGAUCAAGCUAGUGGGGAAAAUAGACACUGGCACAGCUUCAUUUUACAAACUCACCAUUCUGGCCAAUGGACCUGGUUGUAUCCCUGCAGUUGCCACUGUUUCUGUUCAUAUCAUCAAAGUUGUUACUGGACCUCCUGCUGUCAUUCCCCGAUACAUUGCCCCAGAAAAGGAUGGGGUGGUGACAAUAAAAGAGUCAGAGCCAGCGUUUUCUCCAAUUGCUUUUUUUACUGUCAAAAACAUUGGCAUGAACCAAAGGGUGGACUGUCAUCUGGAAGGGAGUGGCCCGUUCAGACUCGGCCCCUAUCAGCUGUUCAAGAAUGAAUACCUGCUGGAGACAACGGAGCCUUUGGAUUAUGAGAAGACACAGGAGUACGAGCUAAUUGUGGUUGCUAAGAAUGCCCGAGAUGUUGUCAUUAAAACCUUUCUAAAGGUGCAAGUUUUGGACGAGAACGAUAACGCACCAGUAUUUCAGCAGUCUUUGGUGGAAAUAUCUGUGGAGGAGAACAAUCCGCCAAAUACCUUUCUGACCCAGCUCCAAGCCACAGACCAGGACAGUGAAAAAAGAGGGGAGGUAAUCUAUCUCCUCGGAGGUGAUGCUCCAGGUAUCUUCAUUGUGGAUCGUGUCACUGGUGUCCUGACCGUGACCACAUCGCUGGACCGUGAGGAAAAGGAGACGUACCGGUUCAUAGUGAGAGCAGUGGACCAGGGGACACCCAGGAGGGAGUCAAUUGCGACUGUGGUGGUGUGCGUGCAAGACCGCAAUGACAAUAGUCCACGCUUCAUCAAUAAGGACUUCACGUUCUUUGUGCCGGAGAACUUCCCAGGGUACGGCGAAAUUGGGGUCCUCUCUGUAACGGAUGCCGACGCUGGGGAGAAUGGUUGGGUGGCGCUUUCCAUCCUCAAUGGCAGUGACAUCUUCAUGAUAGACACAGGCCGAGGGGCGCUGAGGGCCAAGACGUCACUGGACCGUGAGCAACAAGGGACAUACCAGCUGUGGAUUGAGGCCGUCGAUGGCGGGGAGCCUGCUCUUUCCUGUGUUACUAUGGUGACUGUGCUGUUGUUGGAUGUAAAUGACAACCCGCCUAUUGUCCUUUUUCCCCAGUCCAAUCAGUCUUACAUGCUGGUACUACCCAAUACAUUACCUGGAACAUCAAUCACAGAGGUCUACGCUGUGGAUAAGGAUACAGGCAUGAAUGCCGUGAUUGCCUAUAGUAUCAUUAAGAGAAAAGGUGGCGAGCCAGGGUCAUUCGCCAUUGACCCAGAAACAGGAAAUAUCACGUUAAGGAGGGAGCUCAGCAACCGGGGCCUCUACAGCCUUCUGGUGAAGGUCAGUGAUCACGGUCAGCCUGAGCCGCUUUACUCAACAGUCAUGGUUAACUUCUUUGUAAAUGAAACUGUGAGCAAUGAGAGCUACAUCCAAAGCCUGCUGACCAGAGAGGCUGAGAUCGAGGUAGAGGAGAGGCCAUGGUACAAAGGCCAGAUGACAGAGGGACCUGAGAGGUAUGAGUUGCUCCCCUGUCAGCCCGUCCUCAUUGCUCUGUCAGUGACAUGUCUAGGGCUGUUCUUCACAGUUGUUAUGCUGACAUCUUACAUAUGCUGCCAGAGAUUUAAGAAGCAGCGAAAGAAAAGAUCUGAUGUGGAAAUACCUUUAAAAAUGAAGAAUGACUCAAUGCAGGUUGUGAACAGAAAGCUCAGGCAGAUCUCAAACAUCUGAUACUCAGUCGUCCACACAAUCCAAAACCGCCACUGUUUACAUGAAUGUUUACAAAACACACUGUGAGAAGCGUAGUUCUUACAUGAAGUUGCUCUUUUUGCUUUCUGAUAUGAUUGUUAUUACUCCAAUAUAUUGUGAUUUGACUUAUGAGUUUUUGUUAUUUAACCAUUUGAAGCCUUUUUGAAUUGGUUUGAUUUCUGUCAAAAACAUG
Plectropomus leopardus (leopard coralgrouper) is the source of this 2975-nucleotide messenger RNA. It is a transcript of the gene pcdh20, whose product is annotated as protocadherin 20. Gene Ontology annotation, molecular function: calcium ion binding. Gene Ontology annotation, cellular component: plasma membrane. The record is from RefSeq and is a predicted model, not a curated record. Lineage: Eukaryota; Metazoa; Chordata; Actinopteri; Perciformes; Serranidae. Gene Ontology annotation, biological process: homophilic cell-cell adhesion.